Messenger RNA from Acipenser ruthenus (sterlet), 3967 nucleotides. Its product is annotated as stonustoxin subunit alpha-like. Bases 157 to 2655 code for a protein of 832 amino acids. The transcript is spliced from 6 exons. NCBI's taxonomy places the organism in Eukaryota, Metazoa, Chordata, Actinopteri, Acipenseriformes, Acipenseridae. The record is from RefSeq and is a predicted model, not a curated record. Gene Ontology annotation, molecular function: protein binding.
AUCUUCAAUCUCGACCUGAGCUCUUGGGUUGUCAGAUCCAACCUUGCAGCUUGAAUCCAGAAUCGAGGAUCGAAAAACCCUCACCUACUUGACAUCACCUACCUGCUCUGAAUUAAUUACACCUCCAAGAAGCGGGGCCUCUUCUUCAGCCUAAGCAUGGCCAAUGGAGGGGAUGAGAUGCUGGAGAUGGCAGCUCUCGGACGACCCUUCCAGCUGGGAAUGCUGUAUGACUGCCGGAAGGAUCGCCUCAUUCCAGGAAUUACAUUGUGGAACCUAGAAGAACUACAAGGCAGCAUAAGUAAAAAAAAACAGUCUAAAACCGAGUUCAGCAUCACUACCUCAGACUCCAUUGAAGACAAGACUUCUGCUUUGAAAGUGGAAGGUUCCCUGAAGGCAAGUCUCCUGGUAGGUUUGGUUAAAGUGGGUGGAGCUGCAAACUACUACAACGACACAAGGAAAUCAGCAAGACAAUCCCGAGUCACUCUGCAGUACUACACAACGACAACAUUUGAGAAUCUGACCAUGAAUCACCUGGCCAAAGGGAAAGUGUCUCACCCCAGCGUGUUUGAAGACAACACUGCUACCCACGUGGUCACCGCUGUGCUGUACGGAGCUCAGGCAUAUUUCGUAUUUGACCAGGAGGUAUCCUUAGAGGGGAAGCAAUGCGAUAUCCGAGGAGAGAUGGAGCUUGCAAUAAGUCAAAUACCAACAUUUCCAAUCAAAGGUAAAGGCUCUGUUGACUUUAAAGAAAAAGAAUUAGCUGAAGUUGAAAAAUUCAAAUGUACAUUUUAUGGAGAUUUUCAUCUCGAAUCUAACCCGUCGAAUUACCAAGAUGCUGUGAAAGCCUACUCAACUCUUCCGCAAUUGCUCGGGGACAAUGGAGAGAACGCAGUGCCUGUGAAGGUCUGGCUGUACCCGUUAAUCAAACUGGAUUCCAGGGCUGCCAGGCUUGAAAGGAACAUAAGUGACUCCUUGGUAACAUCUGCCUACGCCAUUGUGGAGCAGUUAAAUGCAGCUGAAAUGCGAAGCAAUGACAUCUUAAAAGGUAUUGUUGCCCAAAAGUUUCCUGAAGUCAGUGAGAAGAUUGAACAACUGAAAAAAAGGUGCACAGAGUACAAGCUGAAUUUCCAGAGCGAACUGUCCACCAUGCUGCCUUCCAUCCGCGGAGGUAAGAAAGAUGAAAAACCACUUAUAGACAUUUUAAACAAUCAUGAAGAGUCCCCUUUUAAACCAAAAGCUCUAAAUGCGUGGCUGGAAAGCAAAGAACGAGAAAUCAGAGUAGUGAGGUCUUUCCUUGAUCAGUUAAAAGACAUACCAGUUGUUUCUUCCAUAAACAAGCUUGAACAAGAGGUGUUAGACCACAUGAAUGAAAAUAUUGUUUGCUUCACCUUCACCUCGCUUUACCAACCUGAACCAUACCUUCUAGAUCUGAAGAACUACCUUCAAACCCCACUGAGCAAAAACCCUCCAAGCUUCACAUAUGAAGACAGCAAGCUAUGGGCAUGCACUGAAAAUAUCCAGAAGAUAAGAAUGGCUUUGAAUGUAUUCCAGGAGAUAGUGGACCGCAACAGGGAGAAUAAGAAAACAAAGUUCUUCAUAGCUUCUAAGGAAGACCAGGAGUUUCCUGGAGCCUGCAUUCUCCUGUAUGAAAAUAGACAAUUCGAAAGCACCUAUUUCAAGACUCCAUCAAAACCUGACGUCCCUGAGGUCUGUGGUGUCACCCAUGACAGUAUAACUCUGAAAGUGGUGCCUCCCAGUAGUGAUGCUGAUCAGAAACUAAAAUACCAGCUGGAGUAUAAGUGCAUUAAUGAGAUAGAAUGGGCAAUUCAAUCUGGCACCGAUAAAUCAGAGACCUUCACUGUAUCCGGCUUGCAGCCGGACACAGAGUAUCAAUUUAGAUACACAGUGGAAGGGAAGUUGUGGUAUACCGUGACCAGUGACACAACCUGCAAAGUCAAGACAAGAAGUCCACCUGAACAAAACACAGGUGGACUGCUGUCUUCAUUCAGAAAUGUGAUGUUACCUGGAGUUCCAUCCCGAAAUACAUUAAAGAAAAGAGUGAAUAAAAAUGAAGUUGACAAUCCGCAGGCUCCAAAGCAAAAGAACAGAGCUAAGUUUAUAAAAUAUUCCUGUAAACUCACAAUGGACCCCAACACAGUGCAUAGAAACCUCUGUCUGUCUGAAGGGAACAGAAAGGUGAACCUGAGGAGUGAGACCAAGCCAUAUCCUGAUCACCCAGAUAGAUUUGACAGCUAUCUCCAAGUGCUUUGCAGAGAGGGUUUGUCUAAAACUCGCUGUUACUGGGAGAUUGAGUUGAGUGGGGGAGGGGCUCUUAUAGGAGUCACAUAUAAAGGAAUCAGCAGGAAAGGAGAGCAUCAUUCUUGUAUCCUUGGAUACAAUGACAAGUCCUGGAGUUUGCAUUGCUGUGGUUCCAGUUACACUGCAUGGCACAAUAACAAUGAAACUACAAUAACUGCCCCCUGCUCCUCCAGAAUAGGAGUGCAUCUGGACUUUAAUGCCGGUACUCUGUCAUUUUAUAGAGUCUCCGACAAAAGCUCCCUCCUUUACAAAUUCAAAACCACAUUCACUGAGCCGCUCUAUCCUGGGUUUUGUAUUAGGCAUGAUUCCACUGUAACAAUCUGCCAGCUGAACUAAACUGUUUUGUGUUGUAAGAAAACCUUUGUAUUGGACUCCGUCUGUCCUCUCCACUCCUCGGGUGAAGGGAAUGUUCAAUCUGACACAACUUUGUAUGAUAGUUAUGGGGUAAAAUGGCGCCACCUGCAGAGUGAAACAAAUUGAAUUAUUUGUUAUUACACUUGGGGCCGAGGCAGCCUCAUUUUUACUGUUUAAUCUCUGUUAGGUUAUUGUUUUUGUAAUUGUAAACACUCACAACUGGACAGGUGUUUCAGCAUAAAAUGUUCGAUAUGUACUGAUUAUUUAUUGGUUAUAAAUACAUAAGUAUCUCUUAAGGUGAUUGUAGCUAACUAAAUAAUUCCAGAAUGUGUUCCUAUAUUGAAAUUGGCUACAUAGGUCUCAAAUGUGCAGGCUUGAAAAACAUGAUGGGCAAGAUUCUCAGAAAACCAUGUUCUUCUUUCAAAUGAGAUUUUGUCUUUCAAAUGGAUAUUUAUAGAUAUUUAUAGUAUCUAGCUGAACUAUUUGGGAUUUAGAUACAUCUGGUAAAUCUAUAAAUCCUGGGGCUUCAUACAUACCUUUAUGCAGGCAACCAAUAGGUACAAGAUGCCUUUUCCUCGUGUUAUUAUUAUAAUUUUGUUUAUUUUCGGAUUUCUGAAAUGGUUGGAUAAUUAACCUAACGAGCAUUUAAUUAGAUGCAUCGGGUCUACUCGUCAGGCAGUUCAAAGUUUCAAUAUUAUAAUGUUUUGCUUAUUUUAACAAUAAUGUAAGUGAAAUAUCAUCACAAGAAAAAAAAAAAACAUUUCCAUGGAUAACGAAAAUCAAAAUCAAAUUGCAUUACAUGUGCAAUCUGCCCACAGUGGAAAAGCAGAAGCAUGUUUCAAGCCUGGCCUUUGUCGCCCUCUUCAGGACAAACUCUGCAUCUGCGCAGAGCCUGAUUAAAAGCAAUUCUUUUCACUUGGUGUGGUUCCAUUGGAAAUGUAGGGCCCUAUUCACACAACCUUAAGGACUGUUCCAAGCACUGUUUUAUUAAGACUCUUUAUUUUAAAAAAAAUGGUGAUUUAAAUCAAGUUAAAUCAAGUUGUUUAGAGAGAGUGAGAAGUUUAUUGUUUAUUAAUUUUAUUGUUUAUUAUUAUUAUUCAAUGCACCGUUUCAGGUCAACAAUCUUUAUAAUCAAGUUUUAAAUUAAAACCAAAACAUGUAUUUAAAGAAACAACAUUUUCAUAACCUUUUUUUUACGUUUCUGUACUUCAAUGAAUUCAAACCUUUUUUUCAUGUACUUUUUCUUUAAAUGUUUUGUAAAGUUUUAAUUUUCAAUAAAUGUUUUUUGAACCUA